Molecule: messenger RNA, 666 nt
Organism: Fraxinus pennsylvanica
Lineage: Eukaryota; Viridiplantae; Streptophyta; Magnoliopsida; Lamiales; Oleaceae
Source: the annotation of a GenBank genome assembly
AUGGAAAACAAUGGUAGUGUGAGAGAUGGCAAUAUCAAAGCGGAAGAUGUUAUAUCGAAACUCAAAGAUGAAGGAGAUUUUGACAGGCUCCGUGUUAAAAUCGUCCGUAAACUCAAAGAAAAUGAAGAGUUGAGAAACAAUAUCAUAUCAAUGGUAAAGAAAUCAGUGGCACUUAACCAUCCAGGUGCUGAAAAUAUGAAACCACGGCAACUUUCUGAUGCCAUACAUAAAGAGAUUGGGGAAAAAGUCAUGAGCCAAAUUUCUGAUGGUGUCUGGAACAUAAUUAGAUCUGGGGAUGGCAUGAAAACAGAGAUAGUUGAAACGGUGCAAUCAGUUUACAAUAAAUUGUCAAACCCAGGAGGAAAUAACCAUUGCGAGACAUCUUCUCACGUUGGUUUGCAGCCUGCUGGGUUUGUGUUAAGCGAUCAAGAUCAGAGUAAGAAGAAUGACAAUGUGCAGAAACCAAAUGAUAAGCUGGGGGUUUCAAUGAUUCGUAAAGGAAAAGAAAUAAAAGAAGUAAAAGAGGGAAACUUGUGCACACCGGCUAUAUUGGAGCCCGACAAUUUGGAGUCUGGUCCUCCACCUGGAUUUUCUUCUAUUCUGGAGCAUAAGCAGGCAGGUCAUCCUAACGAUGAAGAUCCUGAUGUGCCUCCAGGAUUCGGUUGA